Molecule: messenger RNA, 2448 nt
Organism: Solea solea (common sole)
Lineage: Eukaryota; Metazoa; Chordata; Actinopteri; Pleuronectiformes; Soleidae
Gene: fam219b
Product: family with sequence similarity 219 member B
Exons: 6
Coding region: 126-686 (186 amino acids)
Source: RefSeq, a predicted model, not a curated record
AUAAGGAAGAGGAAGGGAGUCCCAAAGAAAAAGCUGAGGCUUACCUGCUUUUGACAGUUCCUCUCCCGAGGGAUGCCCACCAUCAUGCCCGUGUUGUGGUGUACUUUGUGACAGCGAACCUAAAGAUGAUGAACGACAUCAUAGAGGAGCCGGAGAAGGACACGCUGCUGGAGGCGCAGCCGGAGAAACAAGUUCUGUCGGGGCCCAGCAGUGGCACAAGACCUAAGACUGCAGAUGGAGGCAUCAGGCCUGUGGAGAAGAGAGGACCUUACAUCAUGUCCAGAGCUCCAGCCAUCCACCUCAAACUACAGAAACACAGAGAGAUGGCGAGGAAAGCGUUGAAGAAGAAAGCCCUCUCACCAGGACCUCCAGUGAUACAUCAGCCCAGACAAGGAGCCAAGAGGACAGUGAAGUAUAAUAAGGGCUACACUGCUCUGAGUCAGCAUGCUGAGGAAACUUUGGUGGCACUGGACUCAGACAGUGAUGAGGAGAUUGAUUUUGAGCAGUAUUCCUCAGGAUACUCUUCAGCAGAGGUCCAUCCUGAUUUAAGCAGACAGCUGCUUCAGGACGGCUACCGUCUGGAUGAGAUCCCUGACGAUGAGGACCUAGACCUGAUUCCGCCCAAAGCCAUGGGCUCCUCUGUGUGCUGUUGCUGCUUCGAGGGUCCGUCUUGUUUCAUGCAGUGAUGCUACUGGCGUGACUCAAACCUUGCAAGUUCUUGGAUCCAUAUCCAGUUACUGACUGAAGUCACUGGUGCCUGAGGCCAUCUAUUUGACCCAGCUUCACCGCUCACUGCUCUAAAGGCCAAAGUCCCGAUCACAACGGACUGCAUGUGCCCGAGAAACUCAACACACAAGAAAGUGGCAGGCGAGUGGGCGGAUGUAAGAACAGGCCUUAUCCACUGUGACCCCCAAAACUUGACCUUUCUACUUUUCUUUAUGAAACCACAGGAAAUAGAGUUACUAUGCCACUGCGUCAAAUUGAGUGGGAGAGUUCAUGAUUUGGGAUAGGUUUUUGGUUCCCGCGGUGGAAAACUAGUGCACAACAUGCAUACAAGUAUUGCAUAUUGUGAUUUCAUAUUCCAGUCCUUUCAUGGAUUUUCUUUUUUUUUUUUUUUUUGUUUACUUCCAGUUUUUGAAUGCACCUCAUUCAUCUUUUACAUUGACUGACUACUAGUACAUUGCCUGGCUGUCUUGUGUUAUGUGUUUGUUUGUUUAUUUGUUUUAUUCAAUGUUUCAUUCCAAAAUAAGAUGCACAUGUAUGGCUUUAAUACUAUUAUUACUGAUAUAACUUAACUGAGCAAAAGUAACAAAGAAACACUCAAUGUGUUGGGUGUGAAACUUUUUUUUUUAAAUGACUAAUGUAUAAUUAUUAUUUUUACAGCAACUGUUGCUGUCUUCAUAAUCUUUCAAAUGAAAAUCAAAGGUCAUGGUUCUAUACUAUGUUCUGCUUUGUGUUUGAGAUAUACAAAGAUAACCCAUCACUGCUACUUACUGUACUGAGAGGGACUCACUCAUCCACUGCCUGCAGAGAAGUUGUCUUUCAGUGUUACAUAUUCACAGUCAAAUCUACACUUACUAUACGUUACACAACAGUAUACGGCACAGAUGUGUAAGCCAAUGAGUUACUGAAGUGCUGAUAUGUGGUUAUGCUUCACAGUCUAUAAAUGGUGUAAUUCCAGAGAAUUGAAAAAUGUUAAAGCUGCUUCUAAACGAUUGUAAGCAUAAAAAUGAAAUAUAUUAUGAAUUCUAGUUUGAGACAUUUUAAUACAUUUGUAAAUGUAGUUCAAUAUAUAUAUAUAUAUAUAUAUAUAUAUAUAUAUGUCUAAAUUCUAUUUAGUUUUAUUGGUAUGCUUUUUUUUUUUAAAAAACCCUGUUUGGCAUAGAUGUUUUUGAAGCGUCAGAUCCUGGACUGGCUGUUAAUCCAAAAAUGUGUCUGUGUCUUUAACACAUUUAUGUGUGUGGGCAGAAAAUCAGUUGACAUUAUUUAAUUUAAUGUAUUUGUUUUCAUACAUUUGUCUGACACUAAAGAAUAGCUAUUCAUAAAACCCAUAAAUCAAAUGGUCAUUGGAAUUUAAAUCCAUUUCGACUCUUGUUUAUUGCUUAGCUUUUUGAUUUGUUAAACUGUAUUCACGCAGGUCAGAUCAUAUUCUGUAUUAUGUUGUUGUGUUUAUUUCUUACAUGAAUGGGAAAACAGAUUUACUGAAAGUGGCAAUAUAAUAUAUUGUUUUUUUUCACUCAAGUUGCAGCUUGGGUUCUAUUUUACUAUUAAAAUGUGGGUAUAUUUUGAAAUUGUGAAUGAAGAAAAAAAGAUCAGAGCAGGAGGUGUUUGACAUCUUGAGAAAAUGUUGAGAUCUUUGAAAAUUGCUCAGAGGUUUAUGUCAGGAUAAAUGAGUGCUCACGAACCUGUUGGUCACGACCUGAGGCUGUGAGGUUGUUUUUUUAUUUA